UGUUUCGUCGUGAAUCAGACCGAGAAACCGAGAAUAUUAAUUAUUCUGUGAUCAGACGAUCAGCAUCAGUUACUAUUUUUAUUCGUGGUCUUGAUGAACCAGUAAACUACUGUAAAAUCGGCUAUCGCUCAUUAACAUAAUAACAUUCAAGUGAUUCAACAUAUUAUUUUACUAUGCGGCAGACACUAAUGAGUUAUGAUUAAAAAGUAAAUUAGUAAAUUCUAGAACAUUAAACUCGUAAAAUAAUUUUCCAUGUCCUCCUUAUCGACAUCAGAAUCGGUUUUGGUGAAAGAACUAUUUGUUUCAUCCAAAACACCCGUACAGGAACUUGAAAAUAUGUUGGCAGUUUUCGACUUUGAUCAGACAAUAGUUGAUGGCAAUUCUGAUAUAGUUGCUAUUGAUUUAAUAAGUCCUACCAAUCUCGUUCCAAACAGAAAAGAUUUCCCAAAUAAUUGGACUCAAUAUAUGCAGCGAGUAUUUGAUAUAAUAAAAACUAUUGAAAUUCCAGCCGAAGAAAUAAUAGAUGUCGUAUCUUUGAUGAGGCCCAAUGAUGGUAUGCCAAAGUUGAUGAGAGCGCUUUAUGAAAACAAUGUUGAUAUCAUAGUGGCAUCUGAUUCAAAUUCAUUGUUUAUUUACAACUGGUUAAAACACAAUAAGUUGUUGGAUAUAGUUUCAUGCAUUUAUACAAAUCCAGCUACAAUUUCAGAUAGUGUUAUUAAAAUUGAACCUUAUGCUGUUCAAAACAAAUGCAAUUGGUGUACUACAAAUAUGUGCAAAGGAGCUAUUAUGGAGGAACAUGCAUUGAAUACAAAUAAAAAAUACAAUAAAAUAUUAUAUUUCGGUGAUGGUCAAAAUGAUUUAUGUCCAGUUUUGAAAUUGACUAAAAAUGAUAUUGCCUUUCCAAGGUUGGGUUACAUUUUGGAAAACUUGCUUAAGUCUCAUAUAACACCAGCAAAAGUAAUGCCAUGGUGUACAGGUGAUUAUAUUUAUGAGUUCUUAAAGUCUUCUAAGCUAAUUUCAGCUUAGAUCAAUAUGUAAGAUUGUUUUCCAAUAAUUAUUAGCUUAGCUAACUCUAACAAAUAUUUAUUACGUUGUAUAAAUAAUAAAAUAUAUUGUAAUAACGUUAAGAUAUUUACAACUUUUUAUUAUGUAUUUCAAAUAAUGAUGUAAAAUACUCUAUUUGUUCAGAAACAGAACUAUUCUUCAAUAAAUAUUUUCAAACAGAACAAUAAAAAUUAAAAGUAUAUUAUUCUUAGAAAUAAUAAAUAUACCCAUGUUUAAUGUUACUUCAAUAAUCUAGAGCAGUAGUUUUCAACCUAUUUUUUUUUUUACAGCGGACUGAAUCUGAAAUACGCUACAGAUAAAUAAAUUAAUGAAGAUAAAAUUUUUCUAUUAAAUAAAUUAAGCUGAUCACUGAUCACAUAAAAUAUUCAGUGACAGAUAUAUUAUUUACCAGACUAAUUCAAUAUUGGUGAAUAUUUUAGUUUCUUCAGUAAACAAAUUAAUUUUGCAAUCAUGGUAAUAGGUUGUUUAUUAAAAUUAUUUUUACUUUUCUUAUGCAUAAAUUGAGGGAACCUAACUGCUCUUUCUGUAACAAUAUAUGCUUAAAUUGUAAUAAUUUUCUAAAAUUAUCUGAAUACAUUAAUGUGAUGUAUAAUAUAUUUGUUACGUAAACAGUUAGAUCUAGUAUCACUUAUUCCCUUAAACUGAGUUAACAAAAUGUAAUUUCUAAACAAAAAAAGCAGGUACCUAAGUGGGUGUCGCUCUGUUGUACAGUAGGACGUAGGUUACAAGUCGGUCACCGUUAUGGAUGAUGAUAAAUUUGAAUUCAAUGAUAUAUAAACUCAGUGUAUACGAAAAACUAUUUUGAGCGAAAACGGUCUGUUAGCCCAUAAUAUUACCAAUACAGGUAAUUUUAUAUACAUUUAUCUACAUACAGAUAAAGAUAGGUACAAGGUAAAUACAUUUUACAUUUAUCUAUAUUAGAUAAAGAUAAUUUAACUUUUAUCUAUAUAAUAUGGUAGAUAAGCUAAAUUUUAUUAUAUUUAAACUAGCUGAUCCCAUGCACUUCGUUUCCCUUAAAAAAUGACAACUCUUUAAAUUGUGAUUGUUCAAAUCCUUUUGUAUGUAACUCGCAACAGUAAGUGCAAUUCAGCCACCCUGGUAGGCAAUCCGACCACGUCGGAUCGCGGACUAUUUGCAAAGGUAUAUCAAGUAGACAAUCCACCCGCCGAUGAGCGGCUAUAAUGUGCAAUAUGCGACAAUCCGAUUUGAUGCAUGCUUGAUUAACCAAUAUACAAAUAAAAUACUAAUACGUCAUUAAUUAUUAUUAAUAAUAAUAAUUUAAUUGACGAUCAACCAAUUGCAACCAAUUAUUUUUAUUAUUGUAACUUUAAAACCCAUAGCAACCAUUUAUAAACAAAAAUUUCCACCGUAAAUCUCAAAAUCCUCGUUUGAGCACAUCCCCGGGUGGCAAAAUUGUAAAUAAGGCCCUGGCCUGCGCAGUAACACAAUAAUAUAGUGUAUAGGUUUCAUAUAUUGUACUCGCGUAUUUUUCGUCGUAAGAUUAUAGUAAAUUUGUUGGCUAAUAUAUAAUAAUGAUUUUUUUCUCGUAAAAAAUUUCUUUGUUUUGUAUUAGUUAGUUUUUUUCUGUUUUUUCCUGUUUGUUUUUUUUUAACUUAAAGUUUUCUAUAGUCAUGACGUAUGCACCAGAAAACUUUAAUAGAAACGGUACGUGUGGGGGGUACAGAAAACGAUAGCCGCAUUGUGCACCGAAGAAUACGUAAGUAUAAUUUGAUAUUAUAUAGAAAAACGAUGCUGCAAGCCCUCCGUGUGUGUGUCACACGUUCGUCGACGAUUUAACUAUGAAUAAUUAUUAACUUUAAUGUUUAUUUUAUUGCAGGACGACAAUCUCACUGCUAUCAGCGUAACUUCAAUGCUGGUCGUCACCGUGGUCGGAACUUUGGCUGUGACCGUCUUAGCGCUGCUGCUCUGCCUGUUGUGCGCAGGCCUCGCGAUGACUGCGUUCAUCGCCAACAUCGUGAGGAGUCCUGCAGUGCAACGGGCAGUGAGAAAGCGUUUUCCGGGAGCAGCCGGAACGGUAGACGGAGAGAUGGCGUCGCGUUGCGUGUCCGUCGCGUCGAAUUGCGCAAGACGGGUGACUGUGAUAAUAGCCUUCGGAAUUUGGUUUCUCCUUCCUCGCUCAGUCCGUCGGCACCGGAAUGUCUAUGGUAGUGGAGUUGAUCAGACUCUCCAGCCGACCUGAAGAUCAGACGCCGCUGAAGUCGGUCGCCGGAGGUCCGAUUGCAGCACAGGUCGUAGACACCACGGCUGCGGACGUCGCUCCGCUACCGGACAGUGCGGAGAACUCGGCACCCGUCACCACGGAAAACGGCACUCCGCUGCCAGUUGGCAGCGUCGAGAAACCGUCCCCCGUGGAAGCCGUGACUACGGAAAACGGCACUCCGCUGCCGAUCUGCAGUGUCGUGAAGCCGUCAGCCGCGCGGACACCACACCAAGCACAUAUAAAUAUUGGAAAAAGAGACAUGCCUUAUUUUCGAAAUUCGACCAAGGUAUUCUGAUGGACUAGCAGAGCUUUUACUCGGUCUGUCUCGAGACACUCAGCGCCUAAAUAUGGCAGAAAAGUGUGACCGGGUGAAAGUGGCUGUGGACCCGUUUUGCGGCGCCGGCGGAAAUAUAAUCCAUCUUGCCCGACUGUUCGACAAAGUCAUUGCUGUAGAUAUUGCCGUAGACAAUAUAGUGAUGGCCAAGCAAAAUGCCGCGAUGUACGGCGGUACCUGAGAAGAUUGAGUUCGUUGUUGGAGACUUUUUCAAACUGGCAAAUCAGAUAAAGGGCGACGUUAUACUCACAUCGCCACCAUGGGGCGGUCCAGAAUACAACAAAAUGGAUGUUAUCGAAAAUGUGUUUAUGGACAGGUACUUCAACUCGACGUUGCUGUAUGUCCGGUCCAAUAAUAAGCUCCCAAACCGGUCGACAUCCAUCUGCAUAACUGUAAGAGUUGAAAACGUCUAUAUUUAAAAAUUGGUAUAGUAUAAUAUUUAUCUAAUAAAUUAAUUUUCUUUACCAUUCCGCAAGAAUGAGCGGUAUAGUUUGAAAACUUACCAAAGUUAUCUGGUGGAUGUCGAUACGUUGGUGAACAGACGUCGCACAUCGGUCUGAUGUACCUAUGGAAAGUUAUUAUUGGAUCGGUCAUAACAUUACGUUGAAAAGUUAUCUGUCCAUAAACUUAUUUUCAGAUUUGUAGGCCAAUUCCGUUGCCAUUUUUUAAUCAUUCUUUGUUUUUAUUAAGGUUGAGGUGUAACAGCAUUUUAGGGGCUAUUGUAAUUCCCACUUCCAGGACUUUAUCAUACAUACAGCCGACAGUCCGAUGACCUACAUUUUUGUGUAUUCUGGUCUACCCUAUGAUGGCCGCGAAGUAACGAUCACGUCACCGUUUAUCAGAUUGCCCAGUUUGAAAGAGUCUCCAACAAUUUCAUCGGAUAGGUACGCCAUAAAUCGUGGCAUAGCGCUGGGCCAGCAUCAUUUUGUCAUUUUGUCAUUAUCUACAAAAAUGACGUCCCAAUUAUUAGAAGCUAAUAAUAUAGUGUCUUUGUCGAACAGUCAGCUGUACGAAGUUUCCGCUGUGCCACAAAACGGGCCGACGCCGGUCGCUGAACAUGGGAAGUCCUCAAGUCCACCCAGCAUCGUAUUGAUGAAUCAACAAUACAUCUUACAUCUUACAUCUAACAUUGCAAUCUUAUAAUUAUUCACCUGAAUGCAUGUAAUCCUGUACAGUUAAUUUAUUACUACCCAUCUACAAAGUCAACACUGUAUUAAUAAAAGUAUUUAUUGUAAAAUAAAAUUGAGUUCUAUAUUAUUUGUAGGUACUUAAAAAUUAUUUGGG
This is a messenger RNA of Metopolophium dirhodum (rose-grain aphid), 4904 nucleotides long. RefSeq names its product transmembrane protein 203-like. The transcript has 7 exons. Gene Ontology annotation, biological process: intracellular calcium ion homeostasis. Bases 253 to 1026 code for a protein of 257 amino acids. The record is from RefSeq and is a predicted model, not a curated record. Lineage: Eukaryota; Metazoa; Arthropoda; Insecta; Hemiptera; Aphididae. Gene Ontology annotation, cellular component: endoplasmic reticulum. Gene Ontology annotation, molecular function: phosphatase activity.